Molecule: messenger RNA, 2397 nt
Organism: Marmota flaviventris (yellow-bellied marmot)
Lineage: Eukaryota; Metazoa; Chordata; Mammalia; Rodentia; Sciuridae
Gene: Mob3b
Product: MOB kinase activator 3B
Source: RefSeq, a predicted model, not a curated record
UGGAGCCGCGGAGACUGCAGCCGGAGCCCAGCGCGCGGACCAGAAAGUCCCUCGCGUGGAUCGGCAAACGUCGCCCCUUCUCCUGGAGCUCACCCUCUUUCUCUUGCUCCUGCUACUGCUGACCCGGCAAAGGGAGCCGACAGGGCCCCAGGCUGAAGGUAAAACCCCACGGAAGGAACAUGAAGUUCCCUUGGAUAUCACUGAAGAAGAAGAUGGGAGGGGCCAUUUAAGAGAGAUUAUAAGUUGGAGGCUGCAAGGCUGGGGCCAGAAGGCUGGCAGUGGAAAACGCUGUUGAGCUGUGAUCUCUCACUGAAAAGUUCCAAGUGCCUUUUUGCUUCCUGUAAAAGAAAGGAAGAGAAGGAGGAAACCAUGUCUAUAGCCCUGAAGCAGGUGUUCAACAAGGACAAGACCUUUCGGCCCAAGAGAAAAUUUGAACCCGGCACGCAGAGGUUUGAGCUGCACAAGCGGGCUCAGGCGUCCCUCAACUCAGGCGUGGACCUGAAGGCAGCCGUGCAGCUGCCUAGUGGAGAAGACCAGAAUGACUGGGUGGCGGUGCAUGUGGUGGACUUCUUCAAUCGUAUCAACCUCAUCUAUGGCACCAUCUGUGAAUUCUGUACCGAGCAGACCUGCCCUGUGAUGUCAGGGGGCCCCAAAUAUGAGUAUCGGUGGCAGGAUGACCUUAAGUAUAAGAAACCAACUGCAUUGCCAGCUCCCCAGUACAUGAACCUUCUUAUGGAUUGGAUCGAGGUCCAGAUCAAUAAUGAGGAUAUAUUUCCAACAUGUGUGGGUGUUCCCUUCCCAAAGAACUUCCUUCAGAUUUGCAAGAAGAUCCUGUGCCGCCUUUUCCGAGUCUUCGUCCAUGUCUACAUCCACCACUUUGACCGGGUCAUUGUGAUGGGCGCAGAGGCUCACGUCAACACCUGCUACAAACACUUCUAUUACUUCGUCACAGAGAUGAACCUCAUAGACCGCAAGGAGCUAGAGCCCUUGAAAGAGAUGACGAGCAGGAUGUGUCACUAAUGCUCCAUCUCGUCCUUCGGAAGAAAGGAAAGCCGUUUCCUCCUGGAGCCCCAGGUGGACAGAAAGCGGACCUCCCUGGAUGAAAUGGUGCACCUACUUCCCGGAGCAGAAGAGGUGGAGUCGAUCAGUGACCCCCGAGAGACACGUUCCCCACUCACUUCAUGUGCUCUUAACCCUCUGAGUGCUGCUAGACCAGACCUGUGGACCAGAAGACCACAACAUGGAAGAAGGACCAGCCCUUGACCCUUCCGGCUCAGGAAUCGUCCAGGAGGGGCCUCUGCACUUCCGUGCAUGUCAUGGUUCUGCCUGUGACCUGCCGCCUAAGCUUUACUGGAAUUCAGGUUUUAAGACUGAGAUGUUUAUUAGUACCUUUCCACUUACCUGUCUUGUCAGCCGGUUGACUUUUAGGUCAUUUGUUUUCUAAGUACCAAGUGAAUUUGGGAACUUUGGAUACACAGCAAGUUUUUCUAUAGCAAGCCUUCCUUUUGGGUCUCUGAAAGCUCCCACUCUGAUCCUGUGGCUUCACAUUCUGCAGGGCUGUGGAGCUGUGAGAUCAGAAGCCCAUCUGGCAGCAUCCAUGCCAUUUCCCUAAGAAGCAGUUCUAUCAGGGACCACUCCAGGGCCUGGCUUGUCUCUGUUCCAAACAGGGUCUUCACAAUCUAACUCCAGGGAAGAGACUGGCCACUCGCAGAAAGCUAACAAGUUACCAGUUUGCCCUGAUCAGAAUGUACUUUUUUUUAGUAAGCAUCACUCCCUGACUCUCCUAUUGAUAUUCUUUCCUGUUUCCCAGAAAAGAGAAAUAAAAGAAAGUUACAAAUGACCAAGAAUGGUCAGUAAGAUCCCUGAGCCACAUUAGUGCGGUGUUUGUUCUGUAAAGAGCAGGGAGUCCUGGCUGGACAAUUGGUUAUUUGGUGUAUGUCAGUGAUACACCCACUCUGUUGAUUUGUCACCUUACUCACUGGCUCUCUGAGCUUGAAACCCAACCAGUCUUCUUUCUCCUCUGCCAUGUUAUGUUAUGGCACAAAAUUAACUCCUGGAAAGUCCCAUUGAUUGUGCCCAGUUACCAAGGUGGCAGUAGAGCUGGAGCUAACUUUGUUAUUCCAUUUUUUUCCCCCAAUUUUUCUCUUUCAGUAGACAGAAUAACACAGUCUGCACUGUGCCCUGCCUUUUGAAACCUAACAUAGUUGUAAUUGAUGAAAUGUCGACUUCUCUGAUUCAUUCACAAAAACCGUGGUCCUGUCAGCCCAGCCUGUGACGAGGGGGUAAUAAUACUUCCAGUGAUAAUUUGAGUUUAAUGAAAUAUCUGUUGGUGGAGGGAAGUAGAUAAGAAUGUAUUAGCACACUUAAUAUAAUAACAAUUAAAAGAGAAAUGAGCGA